AUGUCAGUUCGAGAACUGUCCAAGAAUCCCAUAAAAUUGAAUGCUUUCCUGCGCGCCUGGAAGUUAAUCACUGCCCUGCCAACAGAUAAUCCAAACUCAUUCUGGAACAUAGCUGGUUUCCAUGGAGCACCGUUCGUACCCCCAAAAACACCUCUUCCAGACCUCAAAUAUUGGGGAGGUUGGUGUCAGCACAACAAUGUCUUGUUCCCCACCUGGCACCGCUUCCAUAUGUUGAGUUUAGAGCAAGCCCUGAGGACGGUAUGUCCAGAGGAUGACGUGACCCUGCCAUACUGGGACGCAACCUCGGAGGAAUCAAUGAAGGAAGGCAUCCCGAAACUACUAACAGAUGAUACAGUUGAAAUCGACGGAAAAAAAGUGACCAAUCCACUACGCAGUUACACCCUGCCGAUGGCUUUAGGUCGAGCAGAUGACCAAGAGGAAUAUUAUUAUGAAAAACCGAAAGGAUAUGAAACCGUCCGAUAUCCUUACUCAGGGAUCUGUAGUCCGAAGAAGGCAAAGCUUAUUGCAGAUGCACAUAACAAGCAGGUGCCCAAGACCCUAUUGAAGCGUGGUAACAAACAUGCAGUGGAUGCUUUGAACGAUAAUGUAAUAGAAUGGCUCAACCGCGGCGAGCUUGACCAAGGCAAGAAAACCAGAGGUAUAGAACCAAACAGUGUUUACGUUCGGUUCGAAACGUGUCUUAGUGCCAGCAACUAUAACACAUUUUCGAAUCGUCACUCCCAGUGUUUGAAUGGGGUCAUGGACGUUUCCGUUGAAUGUCCACAUGACUCACUGCACUUGGCAAUUGGUGGAUAUGACAUGAAAAAAAAGGAUGAAAAAGGACGGUCCAAACGAUCAAGGUUUGGGCUGAUCGUGGGAGCAAAUGGAGACAUGGGCGAAAACGAGACGGCUGCGUUCGAUCCGAUAUUCUUCUUUCAUCACUGCAACAUCGAUCGCAUGUUUUGGGUUUGGCAGAAGAAAAAUGGAUUCAUUGACAACUUCGACAUUGAUCCAAAUGAUAAAAGGGGCACCAAUCCUAACGAAGGCCAAGGAUAUACACACGGUCAGGCACCUGAUGAAAAGCUGUCGAUGGACACCCCUCUCUAUCCUUUCCAGGCUCCAAAUGGGGUUCAAGUCACAUCGAUGCAUUGCAUCAACAUUAAGAGACAGCUUGGGUACACCUACACAAAGGGAUCAUUCGAUGGAGAUUUUCCUGAAUAUGAAGGAAAAUGCCAGCUGAAAAAAAACCACUUUGCUGUAAAAAACCUUAAAAAGAUUAAAACUGAACUACGCAAAGCUGAUAAAGAAAAGAUGAAAACUGACAAAGAAAAUCUACAGGGUCCAUCACGUCUAUUCUUCGAUGUGACGAAUGUCAAGAAGUGGAGCACUAAGAAACCGACACAAUCAUUUCAGUUUCCGUCAAGUGGUUUUGAAUGGGUUGGCAGUUACCUGUUGAAGGUCAACAACAUUGACCAAGACAGGUAUAAGGGCUCCUUCCUGGUUCGAGCCUAUUACAAGAACAAAAAGCAGUUCAUUGGUCAAAGGUCAUUCCUGAAUCGCUUCGAACGGCGCGUUUGCAGAAACUGCCAGUUUCAUCGAUUUCUUGAUGUUUUCUUCAAUUUGAACAGAAUAAACCUGACUCUGCCCUUGCUGGUCAGCAACUUCAAGGUUGAGGUCGUUUCAAAGAAUUAUGACAAAGGUAAACAAAAAAUAACCAAUUUAUCCUUCGCAAAGGCAACGAGGAAAGACACAGACCGAAAACCAUACUUGACAUUUCAUAAUGUGUUCACAGGAAAGCUUGUUCGGCCCCAAGAGAUAGUUACGCGCCGCGGUCGCAAGGUAAAAAAUCCCGACAGAUAUGCUAGCCAGUAA
Molecule: messenger RNA, 1872 nt
Organism: Lineus longissimus
Lineage: Eukaryota; Metazoa; Nemertea; Pilidiophora; Heteronemertea; Lineidae
Exons: 1
Coding region: 1-1872 (623 amino acids)
Molecular function (GO): oxidoreductase activity
Source: RefSeq, a predicted model, not a curated record